AUGUCGUCACAAAACUCAGCCGAAGAAGCCCCCAUCCAACUUCGAAAAAGGCGCUUCUUCCUGCUGAAAGCCCGAGCGCGGCUCCAGCAGUUCUCCCACUGCUGGAGCAGGGCACCUCACGCUACCCUCAAAAUGCUACAACGGGGUUUCCACUGGAAAUGGCUCAAAGAGCCUCCUCCUCUUCACAUCCCAAAACUAAAUUCUCCAGCUCUACCAGACCUGGAUCUAGAGAUCCAGGCACUCUUGCUAAAAGGUGCCGCAUACGAAGUUCCUCCACAACCAUGCUUCAUCUCCAGGAUUUUCCUGGUUCCAAAAUCAACAGGAGGCAACCGUCUCAUACUAGACCUCAGCUCCCUCAACAGCCAUAUUAUCGCUCCAUACUUCCACAUGCACAACCACCGAAGCCUGGCAGCAACUCUACAACCUCCUGCCUGGAUGGCUUCCAUAGACUUGCAGGAUGCUUACCUACAUGUUCCCAUCCGACAAUGUUUGCACAAGUAUCUUGCUUUCUCCUUCGGAACAAAGCUCUAUUUCUUCAAAACCCUACCAUUUGGUCUCAAUGUGGCACCUCACAUCUUCACCCGCAUCCUACGAUGGCCUCUUUCCCUCUUACACCUACAGGGAAUCAACAUCCACGCUUACCUCGACGACUGGGUUAUCUGGGACAAAACUUACGAGUUGACAGCGAAGGCCGUCAACACAACAAUCAAUCUCCUGAGGGACCUUGGCUUCCUCAUCAACAUCCCAAAGUCACACCUCCUACCAUCAACAGACCUAGAGUGGCUAGGAGUUCGCUGGCUACCCCUGCUCGGACGCUGGGCACUACCAAAGAACAAGCAAGUGGCCAUCCUUACAGCCAUCAAGCACAUCCUGUCUCAAAACCAGGUUUCGCGCCGGCAAUGGGAACAUCUCCUUGGCAAACUCACCUUUGCCACCCAAAUACUGCGGCACAACCAACCCUUGCUACAACCGCUCUUGCGCCCACAGAUGCUAUCAGACCACUUGCACCGGGACACGCUAAAGCCGCUCACUUCAGACUUAGCCAAGCAUCUUCAGCCGUGGUUACUCCCCGAGACACUGGCAAGUUCACACCUUUUCCACCACUCGGGAGACACGAUCCAUCUAUGGACCGAUGCUUCCCUUUUUCGGAUGGGGAGGUCACACUCUUGCUCAUCAGGCAUCAGGUAUUUGGGAUACAAACGAGUCAUCACUACACAUCAACUGUCUCGAAGUUCGAGCAGUCCUUCACUCAAUUUUGUCCCUCAACUUAACAGACUGCCAACUCCAUCUAUUCAUAGACAAUCAGGCAGCACAAUGUGCCAUAAACAAGUUAAGAUGCAAGUCAACUUCGCUGUUAAAAGAGAUCUCAAAUCUCAACAGAUACCUCUGUUCAUGCAAACUCCUCAUCAAAGCUUUCGGGAUCUCUACUCUUUUAAACUCAAGGGCAGACAGCCUGAGCCGACUAGCGACCACCUCAACCGAAUGGUCUCUCCCAGAACAAAUAUUCAAGUACAUUCUGACAUGGAGAGGGCCUCUAGAAUAGAUUUAAUGGCAAUGAACAAGAACAAGAAACUACCCCUAUACAUCUCCCCUUAUCCAGACCCGGAAGCUCUCACCUCAAAUGCGUUAGCCCAAGACUGGAACAGAUGGGAACAGAUUUAUAUCUUUCCACCAAAGUAG
Messenger RNA from Portunus trituberculatus (swimming crab), 1680 nucleotides. RefSeq lists its product as uncharacterized. The record is from RefSeq and is a predicted model, not a curated record. Bases 1 to 1680 code for a protein of 559 amino acids. The transcript has a single exon. Lineage: Eukaryota; Metazoa; Arthropoda; Malacostraca; Decapoda; Portunidae.